AUGACGGUGAACCCUAUCGCGGGACUUUCUCCGGUUGGCUGUCCGAAUUAUGGCCUUUGCACGGUCGCCGAUAUCUGCGCCUCAAGCCCAUGUGGUUCAAAUGGUGUCUGCUCACCGUCAAUAAAUUAUUACGUCUGCUCAUGUAUCUCGCCGUACACGGGGGCGUACUGUAAUGAAACAGCGACAAGUUCUGACCCUUGCUCUUCCUCACCGUGCCAGAACGGCGGAACCUGCAAAAGCUCCAAGGGAAACGCGACCUGCUCAUGCUCGAAUAAAUACACUGGAGCGUACUGUCAAUAUUCAAACACGUGCAACUCUAACCCUUGCAAAAAUGGCGGCACCUGUCAGAUGCUGUUUAAUGGAGCCCAAUCGUAUUGCUCCUGCCCAAGCGGAUACCGGGGGGCGCUUUGCGAAGUCAGUAGCACCACUGCCGACGACACGUCCCUUGGUUGCUACACGUACACAAAGAGCAAAUUGAGCAAGUGCAGCAGCGAAACGAAUAAACAGCCGUCUGUGGAUUUAUGUCGGAGUGACUUCCAAACGGCCGCCGGCAAGGACAACGGCCUCAGCUAUUACUGCACCUACGGCGGCACGUGUUACUUUUGCGACGACAACCCGUACGAUGGGGUGUCCACGAGCUCGGGAAGUGGAUGUACGGCCAAGUGUUCGGCAAGUGUCAGUGGACUCGGCACCAGCACUUCAUAUUCUGGAUCCUCGGAAAUCUGCGGGAGCUCGAGCAGCGGCAACCAGCGCGUCAUCUGCUACGAGUAUUCGGACCUCGAAAACAAUCCCUGCGACCCGAACCCGUGCCAGAAUGGUGGCAGCUGCUCGAAUGGCACAGAUUUUACAUACGGUUGCUCGUGUCCGGCUGGGUAUACUGGGACUACAUGUCAAACCAAAAUCAAGUGCUCCUCCAGCCCGUGCCAAUACGGUAGCGUCUGCAUCGACUCGGCCGAUUUCUCGAGCUACUCCUGCGUCUGCUUGAGCCUUUAUACAGGCCAGAACUGUGAUAUUCCCAACAUGUGCAUCUCGAACCCGUGCGUCCACGGUACCUGCUCGGUCGUGUCGAACUCCUUCGAUUCCACCUAUCAAUGUACAUGUCAGGAGGGCUGGACUGGAACGACAUGCGAUGUUGCCAUCGACUUCUGCUCCUCAGAACCGUGUUUCUACCAGGGGACGUGCACUACGGGCCAAUGCAUCGACGGUUUCAACUCGUACACGUGUUCUUGUGGUCCAGAUUAUACAUCUGAUGAUUGUACGAUCCCCAUGAUUGUCUGGAACGCCACGAUCAUCAUUUUUGGCGAGGGUGCGACUGUUGGGAGCGAUUUGAUCAGUCUGCUCACCGACUUGCUGAGCAACCCGGCCAACAUUGCCGACAUGGUGCCGUUUAUUUUGGGAGGUGACUCGGUUGAGGAAAGGGAAUCGUUCAGCUACAGCUUCACGGACAUGUUCGCCUGGGCCGCUUAUGAAGAGCAUACCCUCACUUUGGAACGCGACAUGUACAUGUGGAAUGACGUGACGCUCGGGAAUUGUUUCACCUUCAACCAUCGAAACAACACCCAGGCUCAGUACUUGGGGAGGAUGACAGGGAGAACAGGAGGACUUUACGCAAUGCUCAAAAUCAACCAGGCCGAGUACUGUCCGUGGAUCGAAACGUCUGGAAUACAGGUAUUCGUUCACGCUGCUGAAGAAGACAUCUUCUCGGAAUCUGUACGCUACAAUGCCCAACCCGUCGGCGAGACGGAGCUUUUUCCAUCGUUGACAGCCUACACCCGUCUUGGCGGUCGCUACGGUACCUGCGUCCAUGACGCCACCGAGGUCAAACAGUACUACUACACGGGAGCUUAUGAUACUGAUGGCUGCAUCCGCUCGUGCUACCAGGAAGCCGUCCAAGAAAGUUGUGGCUGUAUGGAUCCGCGGUAUCCGAUGGCAGCGACGGCGACAGCAUGUAGCUUGACCCAACGAACCUGCGUGAACGACAUCGACGCGUUGGGCGACCCUUCGACUUGGCCAUCAUGUGUCUGCCCUCAAGCCUGUACCCAACGGGUCUAUGAUGUCGAUACUUUUACGAGGACUAUCUACUCGAUUAGUCCAGCCCAAGAGUGCAGCCUGACGAACAACGCUGCAAAUUGUACGGCUGGGAUACAGGAUACAGUACGGGUAGCCGUCACGAUGACCGAUUACACCUAUCAACUAUACGCGGAAGUGGCGGCGGAAAGUUUCAACAGCUUCAUCGGUUCACUUGGAGGACUCCUCGGCGUGUUGAUGGGUGUUUCAAUGAUCUCAUUCAUCGAAAUCGGUUUCCUUUUCGCGUCAAUUUUCGUGGCGUUGUCAGAAAAAAAUAAGGUG
This is a messenger RNA of Mesorhabditis spiculigera, 2349 nucleotides long. Lineage: Eukaryota; Metazoa; Nematoda; Chromadorea; Rhabditida; Rhabditidae. The record is from the annotation of a GenBank genome assembly.